UGUCACUGCCGAAGACAGACAAUAUGCUGCCCGCUGUUGUAAAGCUCUGCUGUGGAAUCUCCUACCCACAUCUGAGGAGUAUGGCAGGACUUCAACGCACAGCUGUGGCAGUGAUAGGCCAGGAGAUCACACAGCUGCAGAGAUGGGGACAGGUCCAACAUCACAUGAGAACACAUGCUGGAUUAAAGUACAGUGAGCCCAAACCUGAAGAUAUAAAGCCUGUGCCUUCGAAAGAAGAUCAGCUGUUCUAUGUACAACAAGGCCAAGAAGCAAUGAGAAAGGCUCUCAGUAUGCUGGAAGACAAACAAGGAUGGAAGGUCGAGAUCACAGAGAGCAACGGGGAUGUGAUCUGUAGCAAAGUGAUGUCAGGGGACCGGAAAGUCUUCAGACUGGAGGCAGUACUAGAGGCCAGUGUGGACGAACUCUAUGACCUCCUGUUUGUCAGAGUGGAGGAGAUGCACCAGUGGAACCCGAGCAUACAGCAUAUCAAUGUUCUGAAGCAUGUUGGACCUGAUACGAUUGUCACUCACGAGAUUUCAGCCGAGACAGCAGGAAAUCUGAUUGGCCAAAGAGAUUUCCUGAGUGUCAGACACAGUUGCAGACAAAAGUCCAGAGUUUAUCUUGGAGGAGCAGCGAUUCAGCUGGAAUCCUUCCCACCUCAAGCAGGCUUUGUGAGAGCAGAGGAUGGACCAACUUGCAUUAUCAUACAGGCUAUGGAAGAGGAUACCAGAAAAAGCCACUUCACAUGGCUUCUUAAUAUGGACGUAAAGGGCUGGCUGCCAAAGUCCGUUGUCAAUCAGGCUCUGCCCCGAGCACAGCUGGAUUUCACCAGACACCUCCGUAGACGUCUCACAGCGAGUGCCACCCUGGGCUGACUGUGUGACACCCACACCGCCAGCAGCACCUUGUCAUCACUCACAGGAAAAGAUAGAGAGAUGGAGGCAUGGUGACAGCCUGGCUGAUCGACAGAACACUGCCCUUUUAGCGAGAGCAGAAACAUUGCAUGGAGGACAUGCUCACUGUCAGAGACCAGUGUCAGCAGCCAAAUGCCAGCCUGGAAGAAAGAAGCUGGUUAGUAAUAGGAAUUAAUGUCAUGGUGUGCCACUCAGACCUCAUUAAGAUUUCCUGAUUAGGAUUUCCUGAUUAGGACUCAUCAUCACUCAUGUGACUUAUCGUCUGUUGACGCAUUGACAUCCCUGCAUAUGACCGGACAAAAUUAAUAAAGUGCUUGAAUGUG
Molecule: messenger RNA, 1237 nt
Organism: Micropterus dolomieu (smallmouth bass)
Lineage: Eukaryota; Metazoa; Chordata; Actinopteri; Centrarchiformes; Centrarchidae
Gene: star2
Product: steroidogenic acute regulatory protein 2
Exons: 7
Coding region: 24-875 (283 amino acids)
Biological process (GO): intracellular cholesterol transport; steroid biosynthetic process; regulation of steroid biosynthetic process
Cellular component (GO): mitochondrion; mitochondrial intermembrane space
Molecular function (GO): cholesterol transfer activity; cholesterol binding
Source: RefSeq, a predicted model, not a curated record